Rhododendron vialii is the source of this 1200-nucleotide messenger RNA. RefSeq names its product cell division control protein 2 homolog D. Gene Ontology annotation, biological process: signal transduction; regulation of G2/M transition of mitotic cell cycle; protein phosphorylation. Bases 99 to 1037 code for a protein of 312 amino acids. Gene Ontology annotation, cellular component: nucleus; cyclin-dependent protein kinase holoenzyme complex; cytoplasm. The record is from RefSeq and is a predicted model, not a curated record. The transcript is spliced from 8 exons. Lineage: Eukaryota; Viridiplantae; Streptophyta; Magnoliopsida; Ericales; Ericaceae. Gene Ontology annotation, molecular function: ATP binding; cyclin binding; cyclin-dependent protein serine/threonine kinase activity.
AAGUCACGCCGCGGUUAUAUAUAUAUUUCAGGCUGGGCAUCGAGAGGUCCGUUACUCUUCUUGAAAGAUCUUUGCUCCUUGUAUUCUAGAGAGAGAGAAUGGAAAAACCAGUUAUGGAGAAAUCAGCAAUGGAAGCGUUCGAGAAGCUAGAGAAAGUGGGAGAAGGAACUUAUGGGAAGGUGUACAGAGCAAGAGAGAGGGCUACGGGUAAGAUCGUGGCUUUGAAGAAGACGAGACUCCACGAGGACGAUGAAGGAGUCCCUCCAACUACUCUCCGUGAGAUUUCCUUGCUUCGUAUGCUCUCUAGGGAUCCCCAUGUCGUCAGAUUGAUGGAUGUAAAACAAGGCCAGAACAAGGAAGGAAAGACGGUUCUCUACCUGGUGUUUGAGUACAUGGACACUGAUCUGAAGAAAUACAUCAAAAGCUUCCGUCAAACUGGAGAGAACCUUCCCAUCAAAACAGUCAAGAGCUUGAUGUACCAACUCUGCAAAGGUGUUGCUUUCUGUCACGGUCAUGGUGUGCUCCACAGGGACCUUAAACCUCACAAUCUUUUGAUGGACCGAAAGACAAUGAUGCUCAAAAUAGCGGAUCUUGGAUUGGCCCGAGCAUUUACUCUACCUAUUAAGAAGUAUACUCAUGAGAUAUUGACACUGUGGUAUAGAGCUCCUGAGGUACUUUUGGGAGCUACACAUUACUCAACAGCAGUGGACAUGUGGUCCGUUGGCUGCAUUUUUGCUGAAUUGGUGACAAAGCAAGCACUCUUCCCCGGAGAUUCUGAAUUGCAGCAGCUGCUACACAUUUUCAGAUUGUUGGGUACUCCCAAUGAAGAUGUGUGGCCAGGGGUAAGCAAGCUAAUGAACUGGCAUGAGUACCCCCAGUGGAACCCUCAAAAAUUAUCAUCAGCUGUACCAAAUUUGGAUGAGAAUGGCCUGGACCUGCUAUUGAAGAUGCUGCAAUAUGAACCGUCUAAGCGAAUUUCAGCAAAGAAAGCUAUGGAACACCCUUACUUUGAUGAUCUGGAAAAGGCCCAUCUCUGAAAACCCUGGCCCUGCUGAAUCAGGAGUCCUAUUUUCCUAUUUGGAAUAGAAACCUGAUUUGGUGUCCUAUUGAAGAUUACUUGCUUCCCUCAAGCAUUUUUUAUGUCGUAAAACUUGUAGGUUGAUCAAUUACAUCUUUGAUUGCUGGACUAUUUUGCUUAAA